Messenger RNA from Chenopodium quinoa (quinoa), 1598 nucleotides. Its product is annotated as E3 ubiquitin-protein ligase RHF2A-like. Gene Ontology annotation, molecular function: ubiquitin-protein transferase activity. Bases 681 to 1385 code for a protein of 234 amino acids. The transcript has 5 exons. The record is from RefSeq and is a predicted model, not a curated record. Lineage: Eukaryota; Viridiplantae; Streptophyta; Magnoliopsida; Caryophyllales; Amaranthaceae.
CUCCUAAUAAACAAAAAAAUGUUUAUCAAGUGUCAUUUUAUUUACCAAAAUAUAAUGACAAAGUACGGAAUAACUUUAUACUUAAAGUUAUACCAGAAUCAAGCCGCCUCCCUCUUCUCUCUCCUCUCUCUUUAGGGUUUUAAUUUUCUUGGCGGAGAUUAGAUUAUUUCCGACCCUUUUUCUUUGAUUUAAAUCGCUUAUUUGUUUUGUGCUUUGUUUUGUUUUCUCCGUUUGUGAGAGUCUGUACCGAUUUUUUUUUUUGGAGUUUUUCCCAAUUUUCUGGGAUUUGGAUUCUCAUCUAAGGAUGAGAAGGAUUCGUCGUCAACUUCUAUGAUCAAAACAUCAGAUCGCUCGCGUCAAGUUUGAAUUGGGGGAGUAAUUGGGUUUUUUUUCCUCUCAAAAACCAUAAACAAAAUUUGCAAAUUUGACUUCAUAUCUCUCUCUCUCUCUCUUUCUCUUUGGCUCUCACCUCUCUCAUGGAAUGGCAAAUCCCAAAAUUCCCUGUUACUUCCUAAAAUUAAGGUUCCAGCUUUUUAUAAACUAAACUUUCGAAAAAUUCCCAAUGUACCGCCAAAGAUUGUAUUGUCUGGGAAUUUUGCAGCUCCUGCCUUCACCUCUCCCUUUCAUGGGCAAAUUUUGCCCGGCCAUUUCUGAAUUCCCCAGUUGAGGAGCUUUCAGAAAUGGAAAUUGCUAGGGAGAGUAACAAUCAUUCAACGGCUACUGGAACCUUUGUAGAAGGCGAGGUGCAAGAAGCAUGUGAUGAUACCUGCUGCAUAUGCCUUGAAGAUUUCUGUUAUAGUGAUCCUUCAACGGUAACUGGAUGCAAGCAUGAGUUUCACCUUCAUUGCAUCCUUGAAUGUCAACAGUUGCUGGAAUCCAUGGAGCAAGAGAGGAGUCUUAGAGCUAAUAGAUCGCGAACUCAGACAGAAGUCUAUCAUCCCAGCCUAGAGAAUCUUGAACUGCAUUCACCUACCGAUGCUGGUGAAGUUGAUCUUGAAGAGCAUAUAUAUCAGCACUUGGCUGCUGCAGCUGCCAUGAGAAGUGGACAAUAUGUUUUCCGGAGGGAAGGCCAGAGGAACAGGUCAUCAUCACAGCGACACCAACCAUUCUUUGUUUUCUCAACGCCCAAUGGUCCUCAUGAUGCUUCUGUUUUGACUGCUAUAAAUCUUGUUGGUGGUGGAGGUCACGUGACUUCAGUGUCUCUUGGAAGUGCGUCAGUACUGAGGCGAAGUAGUCCAGAUGCUUCAGUGCCAGUUCCACUCUCUACAUCACUGUCCGACGAGGAUUUUUCUUAUAAGAUUCGCUCUAAUGUUGAACCAGCAAAUCGACAAAGAGUACUAUCAGAACUCAGUAUGUAUCCAAGUACCUUUUGGCCCUUUAACUGAUCUUUGUUCCUUAGAUGUCAUCCUUGAAACAACAGUAGGAAACAAACUAGACCAUUAAACUAGCUAGAUGCAAGAAACUUCCAAACUUAUUUGAAUAAAUUAUUGGUGAGAAUUGUAUAUAAUUGCAAUGAAAGAUGUGAACAUAUAGAGAUUAAAAGGAAAAAAAAAAAAAAUCCCAAAAACAAUGUGUUGCCUUUCUUAUACUUUAGAGUU